Messenger RNA from Staurois parvus, 443 nucleotides. Lineage: Eukaryota; Metazoa; Chordata; Amphibia; Anura; Ranidae. The record is from the annotation of a GenBank genome assembly.
AGCCGAAGAUGUCACCUCGGUCAUGUGAUCAGCUGUGUCCAAUCACAGUGGAUCGCAUGUAAAUAGGGAAAUGUCGGUUAUUGGCAUUUCUCUCCUCAUGAGCUGUCAUGCUGACAGCUGCCCCAGCAGUGCCACCUGUCAGUGUCCAUCUGUGCCAGCUGUCAGUGCUCAUCCAUGCCACCUGCCAGUGCACAUCAAUGCCACAUUUCCGUGCCUACCAGUGCACAUCAAUGCCACAUAUCAAGUGCCCAUCUGAGCUGCCUUUCAGUGUCACCCAUCAGUGCCAGUCAGUGCCGCAUAUCAGUGCCAGUCAGUGCCGCCUAUCAGUGCCAGUCAGUGCCGCGCUAACACUGCCACCUAACAGUGCCAGUCAGUGCCGCCUAUCAGUGCAGUGCCGCCUAUCAGUGCCAUAUAUGAGUGCUGCCUUUCAGUGCCUAUCAGUG